Vitis vinifera (wine grape) is the source of this 3025-nucleotide messenger RNA. RefSeq names its product probable LRR receptor-like serine/threonine-protein kinase At1g56130. NCBI's taxonomy places the organism in Eukaryota, Viridiplantae, Streptophyta, Magnoliopsida, Vitales, Vitaceae. Gene Ontology annotation, biological process: protein phosphorylation. Bases 47 to 3025 code for a protein of 992 amino acids. Gene Ontology annotation, molecular function: protein kinase activity; protein binding; ATP binding. The record is from RefSeq and is a predicted model, not a curated record. The transcript has 23 exons.
GUGUAAAAUGUAAGUUUAGACAAAUGGUUGAUGAGAAUGUUUGUGAAUGGCAGCUGAAGCAUUGAACUCAAUAUUCCAACAAUGGGACACACAGUCGGCGGCAUUGUGGAACAUCAGUGGGGAGCCAUGCACCGGGUCAGCCAUAAGUGGGAGUGGAUUUGAGGAGACAGCUAACAACCCAGCUAUCACUUGUGACUGUACUUACAAUAAUUCUACCACCUGCCACAUUACUCAGCUGAGAGUGUAUGCUUUGAACAGAAGAGGAGUCAUUCCAGAGGAACUCACAGCUCUGACUUAUCUCACCUUUUUGAAGAUUGAUCAAAAUUACUUCACAGGUCCUUUGCCUUCAUUUAUUGGAAAUUUAUCCAAAUUGCAAUUAUUGUCACUUGCUCACAAUGCACUCUCUGGGACCAUUCCAAUGGAACUUGGAAAUCUCCAGGAACUAACAGUGUUGUCCUUAAGUUCAAAUAAUUUUUCUGGUACUCUUCCUCCAGAACUUGGAAAUCUGGUUAACCUUCGGGAACUUUAUAUUAACAGCCUUGGCGUAGGUGGUGAGAUUCCCUCAACAUUUGCUAACCUUGAGAACAUGCAAGUCAUGCGGGCAUCAGACUGUCCAUUCAGUGGAAAGAUACCAGACUUCAUUGGGAACUGGACCAAGCUUACAUCUUUGAGGUUUCAAGGUAACUCUUUUGAAGGUCCAAUACCUUCCAGUUUUUCUAAAUUGACCUCAUUGAGCUCUCUGCGAAUAAGUGAUUUAUUCAAUGUGAGCUCAUCUCUUGAUUUCAUUAAGGAUUUGAAGAACUUAACCGACUUAGUUCUGAGGAAUGCAUUAAUCACUGGAAGUAUUCCCUCUUACAUAGGAGAAUUCCAAAGUUUGCAAAGAUUGGAUUUAAGUUUCAACAACUUAACCGGUGGAAUCCCCAGUUCGUUGUUCAACUUGGGUUCUCUCGCUAACUUGUUUCUCGGAAACAAUAGCCUGUCUGGAACUCUUCCAACCCAAAAAAGUAAACAACUCCAAAAUAUAGAUUUGUCUUACAAUGAACUUUCAGGAAGUUUUCCUUCAUGGGUAACCUCAGGUUUACAAUUGAAUUUAGUGGCCAACAACUUCACAUUUGAUAGCUCAAACAGAAGUCUUUUGCCAGGAUUGAAUUGUCUACAGAGAAACUUCCCAUGCAAUAAGAAUACUCCACGCUAUGCCAACUUCUCGAUCAAGUGUGGUGGCUCAGAGAUGAGAAAUGCAGAAGGCAUAGUGUAUGAGGCUGAAAACUCAACUCUUGGAGCAGCAUCUUAUUAUGUUACCAGUACAGAAAAAUGGGCAGUGAGCAAUGUGGGGUUGUUUUCUGACAGAAGCAAUCCAUCAUAUGUUGAUAACAACUUGAUGCAAGUUACCGGCACUAAUACUCCAGAGCUUUUCCAGAGUUCAAGGAUAUCACCUGGAUCACUUAGAUACUAUGGCCUGGGACUUGAAAAUGGACCUUACAUAGUAAGUUUGGAAUUUGCGGAAACAGUAUUUAAAGAUCGAGAUACACAAACUUGGGAGAGUCUAGGCAGGCGUGUUUUUGAUAUUUACAUUCAGGGAGCCCUUCAAUUCAAAGACUUUGACAUAUCAAAAGAGGCUGGUGGGGUUGAGAGAGCACUUGAGAAAAAAUUCUAUGCUACUGUAUCAGAAAACUAUCUCGAAAUUCAUCUGUUUUGGGCCGGUAAGGGAACCUGCUGCAAUCCAAUCCAGGGUUAUUAUGGACCAUCCAUUUCAGCUCUCAGUGUUGUUUCAGAUUUUACACCAACUGUAGCUGGAAAUCCACCAAUUCCUCCCUCAAAGAAGAACAACACUGGGUUGAUUGUGGGUGUUGCAGUUUCUGUUGGAGUUGUGAGCAUGAUACUGAUAUGUUCAGUUCUUUACAUAAAAAGGAAAGCUUCAUAUGUCAAUGAGGAUGAAGAGUUUCUUGGAAUAGGCCCUAGACCAAACACUUUCAGUUAUUCAGAGUUACGAACUGCAACAGAAGACUUCAAUCCUGCAAAUAAGCUAGGGGAGGGUGGAUUUGGGCCUGUGUACAAGGGCACCCUUAAUGAUGGGAGGGUAGUAGCUGUGAAGCAACUUUCAGUAGCAUCUCAACAAGGGAAGAGUCAAUUUGUGGCAGAGAUUGCUGCCAUAUCUGCAGUGCAGCAUCGAAACCUUGUGAAGUUGUAUGGGUGCUGCAUUGAAGGAAAUAGACGGCUCCUUGUUUACGAACAUCUUGAAAACAAGAGCUUAGAUCAGGCUCUCUUUGGCAAAAAUGAUUUGCAUCUUGAUUGGUCAACCCGCUUCAAUAUAUGCUUAGGAACAGCUAGAGGGUUGGCUUAUCUUCAUGAAGACUCAAGGCCAAGGAUUGUACACAGGGAUGUUAAGGCUAGUAACAUUCUCCUUGAUGCAGAGCUCUUCCCAAAAAUAUCAGAUUUUGGACUGGCAAAGCUGUAUGAUGACAAGAAAACACACAUCAGCACCCGAGUUGCAGGCACAAUUGGAUACCUAGCACCAGAGUAUGCAAUGCGAGGGCAUCUGACAGAAAAAGCUGAUGUCUUUGGAUUCGGUGUUGUUGCUCUAGAGAUCCUCAGUGGGAGGCCAAACUCUGAUAACAGCUUGGAUACUGAAAAGAUAUAUCUUCUGGAAUGGGCAUGGAAUCUACAUGAAAAUAACCGAAGCUUGGAGCUGGUGGAUCCAACAUUGACAGCAUUUGAUGAUAGUGAAGCCAGUCGGAUCAUAGGAGUGGCUCUCUUGUGCACCCAGGCAUCACCAAUGCUGCGGCCAACAAUGUCGCGUGUUGCAGCAAUGCUUGCAGGAGACAUUGAAGUAGGCAUAGUUACAGCAAAACCCAGUUACUUAACAGAUUGGGAUUUCAAAGACAUAACAAACAGCUUUUUGAAAGAAGAUAGUCAGGCAUCUGUAGCAUCUAAGAGCCGGAAGCAGGAUAAUACAGCUGAUCAAAUGCCUUCCCCUGUUAGUCCCACUGAACCAAUGCUCCAUGAGAUCAUUGGAGAAGGAAGGUGA